UCGAGUCUAACUGGAGGGAUUUCUGGGCAGCUCACACGAAGGGUAGCUAACGUAGUUAGCAGGAGGGAAGUAUAAGUUUAUCCUCAGCGAACCUGCCCCUGUUCACAAGCAGCAGUGCUAAGCUUUCUGCCUCUAAUUAGUGCACCUCGGCCUCAGGGACCCUUUAAAAUGGAUCUAGAAGAUGACACCACUAUCCUAACAACCUUAAAGUCCUUUAAUACUUUCAUCAGUCGCCCUGAACAUUCACAGCGUCCAUCUGAGCAGUCACGGAGCGGGACCUUGCAGUCUCACUACAAACGCAGCUUAGAGUUUUUGGAAGCAGCAGAGAGAGUUCAGUCUCAGCACCGCUACCUUCAGCUGGACCAAGAGAAGAAACAGAUGGAGCUGAGUCACAAAAGAGCUCGUUUUGAACUGGAGAAGGCAGCUUGUGACAACGCUCGGGAUUUGGAGCAUGAAGUGGACCGUAACCAAGGACUUUUAGGGCAAAUAAAAAAGUUGGAGGAGAGAGAGAAAGAAGCAACGAAAAACCUCUCAGAGCAGUUGGAAGAAAACUCUUCUCUCCGCAAGAACCUGGAUGGGCUGAAGAAAAGGCUGGAUGAGCGAGAUACUAAACUGUCUACAGCCAACCAGACCAUCACUGCUUUAAAGGAUGAGAUUAGAGAUCUAAGGCAGAAGAUUCAAAACCAAGACUCAAGCAUUUCCUCCCAAACACUGGAAAACCAGGAGCUACAAGAACAGCUGGAUUUACAGCGCAGAAAGUAUCAAGAAGCUUCUCAACUUUGCCAAACUCUCCAAGCUGCACAGUCCUCAUGCUCAGAGCAUAUAAUCAAGAUUAAGGAGCUGGAGAGACGGCUUGCCCUGCAGGAACAAGAUAUGGCUAUUGUGAAAACUAUUCAGUCUGAGGCGGCAAGAGUUCCAGAUUUGGAAAAGGAGCUUAAAUAUGUCAAGGAAGAAAACUCUUUCCUCAGGGAGAGUAGAGAAAAUUGUAGCCUGUUGAAAGAAGAGGUGGAAGGGCUGAGGAAAAAGCUGAAGAGAAUGGAGAAAAACAAAGAGGAGCUGGUCAAUAUAGAAUUGGAGAAAGAGAAACUGGCUGAGAAGCUCCAGACCUGGGAAAACAUUGGACUGUCUACAGGACUUGACAUAAGGAAACCAGAGGAUCUGUCCAGGGAGGUGAUUCAGAUCCAACAGAGAGAAAUUGCUCUGAAAGAGCAGAGCUGCACACUCAGCAGCCGUGUGAGAAGUUUGGAGCGAUCCCUGUCUGACCUACAAGCAGAGCUGACCCAGCAGUGCAGCAAGGCUCUGGAGGAGCAGAAGAAGAGAGAGGCUCAAGAUUCUCUCGUCCGACGUCUCCAAAAACGAGUACUUUUGUUAACCAAGGAACGUGAUGGCAUGCGUGCUAUAUUGGAGUCUUAUGACAGUGAACUGGCAUCAAAUGAGUACUCUCCUCAACUCAGCAAACGAGUCAGAGAAGCAGAAGAAGUUAUGCAGAGGACACAAACUUACAAUACAGAGAUGGAGGCGCAGCUUACCAAGGCACAAGAGGAGACAGGGGAACUGAAACUAAAGCUACAGAAAGUGGAGUUUGAGUUGGGCACUGUAAAGAAGGAGCUGACCUCUGCAGCUGACGGCAGCUCUUUUGUGAACAAAGAAGAGGUCAACAUACUAAGGCAAAAAAUUGAGGACUUAGAGAAGGAGAGACAGCGUUUGGAGGAGCAGAAUAAUAUUUUGGAAAUGAGGCUGGAGAGACACAACCUGAAGGGAGACUAUGAUCCUGUCAAGACCCGGGUCCUCCAUCUCAAGAUGAAUCCCGCCAGGGAGGGCAAGCAGCAGCGUCAGCAGGAAGUGGAGGCUCUUCGAGAGGAAUUAACUCGUCUUAGGGAACUUGUGCGUUCCUUCCAGGAAGGAGGAAUGGUCUUAGAUGAGUCCAGCAGUCAUAAUCCUGGUCUGAGCUUCAGUUUGCCCCCAUCCAAAGAAGUGCUGGAGUUACGUAAGCAGGUGGAGAGCUCCGAGCUGAAGAACCAGAGGCUAAAGGAAGUGUUUCAAAAAAAGAUUCAAGAGUUCCGCACAGUCUGCUACGUCCUGACUGGUUACCAGAUAGACCUCACCACCGAGAACCAGUACAGGCUCACCUCAGUCUAUGCAGAACACAUGCAUGACUCUCUACUCUUCAAAAAGGGAUCCAAUGGAAGCAUGCAGCUCAUGGAAACGGAGUUCUCCAAAACUCUGGAAGAGAUGGUGACCCUUCAUCUGCACACCCAGAAAAGCAUUCCUGCCUUCCUCUCUGCUGUGACGCUCGACCUGUUCAGCCGACAAACCAUCCUCUGAAACUAGAUCUGACAUAAAAACAUAACCUCGGAGUAGCUGGGUUAUUUCAUGAAACAGGAAAGUUACCAUUGUUUCUUUUGAUUUCUUUUUCAUCUUUAUUGUUUUUCAUUUUUCUUGUAAAACCCUAUGUAAGAUUGCACCCCUUUUAAAAAUCUUUGAAAUAAAUCUUCAAGAAGAGCAAUUAUUGAUACAUUUAUCUCUCCAUCAAAGAAAAAAUGGAAGAAUAAAAAUGAGCUCAUUUCUAACACCACAACUUCCCCAUCGUGGGACAAUAAAGGGAUUUUCUAUUCUAUUCUAUACUUCACCUAAUGUAUCUCUUUGCUCACCUUAUCACCAUUAUGACCCAUUAACACCAUCAACAUGCCAACCAGUUGCUGGACAUUUCACCCCUUUGCCAUUUUGGCACUUAUUAUUUUAUAUCAGCAGGAUUUCAGUACAAAUAGAGUCAUCUUUUUAAGGACAUGUCAGUGUGUUGAUGCUUUUUUGCAAGGGGAGCCUUUGUACCACUGAUUUCUAUUCUUCACUCUACCCCAUUGGUAGUAUGGGGUGGAGUGAAGCCACCGGACGCAGUAUUGGUGCUUCGCCUGUUUGUAUGGUAAAGCCUUCCAGAGCGCCUGGGACCAGGCUACACGUGAUACAAAUUAACCAGUGAGCUGUCAGUCAGGGUCACUGCUGCUAGCUACUUUUAGAAACAGCAGGCAAACCUGUGGCAAGCUGGGCGAUGGGAGAGAAGGAGAAGAAGAUGAGAAAAAGAAAGCAGAGAAAGUUUGGACUACUGGAAGAACUGCGGUGAACUGGUGACAGAAAAGUAAAAUGGUGUGCUCAAAGAUGACCCUGCACAUUAUGAGUAUGUUUGGCUGAACUUAUUUCUCCACCAUGAACAUAAUCAAAACUAAAUCAAUCCAGGCUCAAAAUGAGCCCCAUGAUAUGUGCUUUAGAAUGGCCUCAUUGUCAUUCAAACCCAGGUUUAAAGCCUUGCAGCAUAAAA
Molecule: messenger RNA, 3313 nt
Organism: Cyprinodon variegatus (sheepshead minnow)
Lineage: Eukaryota; Metazoa; Chordata; Actinopteri; Cyprinodontiformes; Cyprinodontidae
Gene: mad1l1
Product: MAD1 mitotic arrest deficient-like 1 (yeast)
Exons: 18
Coding region: 169-2325 (718 amino acids)
Biological process (GO): mitotic spindle assembly checkpoint signaling; attachment of mitotic spindle microtubules to kinetochore
Cellular component (GO): nuclear envelope; mitotic spindle; kinetochore
Source: RefSeq, a predicted model, not a curated record